Messenger RNA from Dufourea novaeangliae, 693 nucleotides. RefSeq lists its product as uncharacterized. Lineage: Eukaryota; Metazoa; Arthropoda; Insecta; Hymenoptera; Halictidae. The coding region runs from base 1 to 693 and encodes 230 amino acids. The transcript has 3 exons. The record is from RefSeq and is a predicted model, not a curated record.
AUGAUGAGGAACUGGAUCGUGAAUUUCAUUCUUGUCCUUCAUCUGACGGCGCUGAUCGCUCUAACGGAGGGUAAAAAUGUAUACACGAAGCUGUUCAACCGUUGCGCGAACGAGAAGAACGCGUUCGACUGUCUGAAGCAGAGAGCAUUGGAGAUCCUCGAUUCAGCAGCGAAAGACGACUCGGUGUACGUGCUGAACGAUUACAUAUCCAUCGCCAGGGAUCCAGCUGCUGUCGCAAGGAGUGGCGAUCGAUCAUUUAAGGACGAAAAUGGGACCGAAUUGACGCUGGACGAGAAACUGGACGACAAGUUCCAUGAGUACUUGGCAUCCAGAAGUGUGAAACUCACGAUUCCUGGCGAUGCUUUUCAAGGUCGCAAGAAGAAGGACAAAGGCUACGGUGCUCUCAUGAUAGGCGCUCUUGCAGUGGGCGCGAUGAUGGCACAGUUGGCAUACGGUAAAAUCGCGUUCCUAGCGGGCACUGCUCUGCUUACCGCGAAAAUCGCCUUGGUACUGAGUGCUAUCGUUGGUCUGAAGAAGCUGGUGUCCAAUCAGGGAGGCGGCGGUCACGAGGUGAUCUAUGCGACCGGAUCGGAACACCAUGGAAGCUUCAGCGGCGGCGGCGGCGGCGGCGGUGGAGGCGGCGGUUACGGUGGCGGAUGGCAACGAACCAUCGAAGGCGUUCCUCCCACUUGA